CCCACGUACCAAGAUGGCGGCAGAGGCGGCUGGUGGGAAAUACAGAAGCACAGUCAGCAAAAGCAAAGACCCCUCGGGGCUGCUCAUCUCUGUGAUCAGGACUCUGUCUACCAGUGAUGAUGUUGAAGAUCGAGAAAAUGAGAAGGGGCGCCUUGAAGAAGCUUAUGAGAAAUGUGACCGUGACCUGGAUGAACUGAUUGUGCAGCACUAUACAGAAUUGACGACAGCCAUUCGCACGUACCAGAGCAUCACAGAGCGCAUCACUAACUCUCGAAAUAAAAUAAAGCAGGUUAAAGAGAAUCUGCUUUCAUGCAAGAUGCUGUUGCACUGCAAGCGGGAUGAGCUUCGGAAACUGUGGAUUGAAGGAAUUGAACAUAAGCAUGUUCUGAACCUGCUGGAUGAAAUUGAGAAUAUCAAGCAAGUGCCUCAAAAGCUGGAACAGUGCAUGGCCAGCAAGCACUAUCUCAGUGCCACUGACAUGCUGGUGUCAGCAGUCGAGUCUUUGGAGGGCCCCCUGCUCCAGGUGGAAGGACUGAGUGACCUUAGGUUGGAGCUUCACAGCAAGAAGAUGAACCUCCACUUGGUUCUCAUAGAUGAACUGCACCGGCACCUGUAUAUCAAAUCCACCAGCCGAGUUGUGCAGUGUAACAAGGAAAAAGGGAAAAUGAGCUCCCUUGUGAAAGAUGCUUCUCCUGUUCCUCUGAUUGAUGUUACAAACCUUCCUACUCCUCGAAAAUUCCUUGAUACCUCUCAGUAUUCUAUUACUGGAAGCUCAAGUGCAAGGGAGAUAAACCUGCAGGACAUCAAGGAGGAUUUGGAAUUAGAUCCAGAGGAGAACAGCACCCUUUUUAUGGGUAUCCUUAUCAAGGGACUGUCCAAACUGAAGAAGAUCCCAGAGACAGUGAAAGCUAUCAAAGAGCGCUUAGAGCAGGAACUAAAGCAAAUUGUGAAGAGGUCUACAACCCAGGUGGCAGACAGUGGCUAUCAGAGGGGAGAGACUCUAACUGUGGAGAACCAACCAAGGUUACUCCUAGAACUGCUGGAGCUACUAUUUGACAAGUUUAAUGCUGUAGCUACUGCACACUCUAUGGUCCUGGGAUACCUGCAGGACACUGUUGUGGCCCCACUGACUCAGCAGGAAGAUGUCAAAUUGUACGAUAUGGCGGAUGUGUGGGUGAAGAUCCAAGAUGUUCUGCAGAUGCUAUUGACUGAGUACUUGGAUAUGAAAAAUACUCGUACGGCCUCUGAACCAUCAGCUCAACUAAGCUAUGCCAGUACUGGACGAGAGUUUGCAGCUUUUUUUGCCAAGAAGAAACCUCAAAGGCCAAAAAGUUCUCUUUUCAAGUUCGAAUCAUCCUCCCAUGCCAUCAGCAUGAGCGCCUAUUUGCGAGAACAGAGAAGGGAGCUUUAUAGCAGGAGCGGAGAACUUCAAGGGGGUCCUGAUGAUAAUUUAAUUGAAGGUGGAGGAACAAAAUUUGUCUGCAAACCUGGAGCCAGAAAUAUUACUGUCAUAUUCCAUCCAUUACUAAGAUUUAUUCAGGAGAUUGAGCAUGCUCUGGGACUUGGCCCAGCCAAACAGUGUCCUCUUCGAGAGUUUCUUACUGUGUACAUCAAAAACAUCUUCCUUAAUCAGGUCUUGGCUGAGAUCAACAAGGAGAUUGAAGGAGUCACCAAAACAUCUGACCCCUUGAAGAUCCUCGCUAAUGCAGACACUAUGAAGGUGCUGGGGGUACAGCGGCCUCUCCUACAGAGCACGAUCAUUGUGGAGAAGACAGUGCAAGACCUCAUGAACCUGAUGCAUGACCUGAGUGCAUAUUCAGAUCAGUUCCUCAACAUGGUGUGUGUGAAGCUUCAGGAGUACAAGGACACCUGCACUGCAGCCUACAGGGGCAUUGUCCAGUCAGAAGAAAAACUUGUCAUCAGUGCAUCUUGGGCAAAAGAUGAUGAUAUCAGCAGACUCUUGAAAUCUCUACCUAACUGGAUUAAUAUGGCCCAACCCAAACAGCUGAGGCCAAAGAGAGAAGAGGAGGAAGAUUUCAUAAGGGCAGCCUUUGGCAAGGAGUCUGAAGUUCUUAUUGGGAACCUGGGUGACAAAUUAAUCCCUCCACAAGACAUCCUUCGUGAUGUCAGUGACCUCAAAGCUUUGGCCAACAUGCAUGAAAGCCUGGAAUGGUUGGCAGGCCGAACAAAGUCAGCUUUCUCCAGUCUUUCUACAUCUCAGAUGCUUUCUCCUGCUCAAGAUAGCCACAUGAACAUGGAUCUUCCCCCAGUGUCAGAGCAGAUCAUGCAGACUCUGAGUGAACUUGCCAAAUCGUUCCAGGACAUGGCUGACCGCUGCUUGCUGGUCUUACAUCUGGAAGUGAGGGUUCACUGCUUCCACUAUCUCAUUCCUCUUGCAAAGGAGGGGAACUAUGCCAUUGUUGCUAAUGUGGAAAGUAUGGACUAUGACCCUCUGGUGGUCAAGCUCAACAAAGAUAUCAGCGCCAUUGAAGAGGCCAUGAGCGCCAGCCUUCAGCAGCACAAGUUCCAGUAUAUCUUUGAAGGCCUGGGCCACCUCAUCUCCUGCAUCCUCGUUAACAGUGCCCAGUACUUCAGGCGCAUCAGUGAGUCCGGCAUCAAGAAAAUGUGUAGGAACAUUUUUGUUCUUCAGCAGAAUUUGACCAACAUCACCAUGUCGCGGGAGGCAGACCUGGACUUUGCAAGGCAGUACUACGAGAUGUUGUACAACACGGCCGAUGAGCUCCUGAACCUGGUGGUGGACCAGGGCGUGAAGUACACGGAGCUGGAGUACAUCCACGCCCUGACCCUGCUGCACCGCAGCCAGACUGGGGUGGGAGACCAGACCACCCAGAACAUGAGGCUGCAGCGGCUCAAGGAGAUCAUCUGCGAGCAGGCCGCCAUCAAACAAGCCACCAAGGACAAGAAAAUAACUACCGUGUAAUGGGUGUGCUGCGGUGGGGGAGGGGGCGGGGGGUGUUGUUUUCUCGGUCAUAUUUGCCUCUUUCUUUGGUGUAUUCUGAGCUGACUUGGUUUUCUCUACACUGAUGCUUUAGUGGAGAGAAGGUAUAAGAAGUUUUUCUCUUGAGUUUUGGCUUUUCACAUGAACGCUAGAGGAAGUUUGCAGUGCAUGCAUGUUUUAAUUUAACAACUGCUUCAAUGCAGUCAAGUCUAAAGACUAGGGUGGGACAGGGAGGAAGGCUGUGUCAAACUGUCGGAUUCUGAAAAAUGAAUGAAUGAAUUACUAACUAAUGUUUUGUUUAUUGCCCAACACUUAUAAAUUCCAGUCUUGGAAAGCAGACUGUGACCCAAGUGUUAGUUCCUUCCUAAAGCCACUAACUAGGUUCUAUUACAUGAACAGAAGGAUUUUUACUCUUAACCUUGUCGGCUUACAACUCAGUGAAAUAAGUGUAUGUGCAUUGCUUUCUGUCUCUAUUGCCAAAAUCAAAUAAAUGGUUUCUCAGCUGGCUGUUGUUUACAACCAUUUUCCCUAACCAGAACAGGACCUCUUCAGGACUAGGGGGAAAAAGUCCUUUUAUCCUAAUCCCUGGGAGAGUUUUGUAUGCUGAAGCUUAUACAUAGGUUAUAGGCUGGCUUGUUGCCUUCUUGUUUUAUUUCUGCUAUAUCAAAACCAAGAGCCAUAACAUUAGUGACCUAAGUGGAAGAAUGAAAGGUGAUUCAGCCCUCUGCUUGAUUUUCCCCCUCUAAUUUCCAAGAGAAAAUAAUGGUUAGAGAAUUUAACAUCUCACUUGAAAUGUUGUUUGGGGGUAAAUGAUUCUUAGGUGCCCACUUACUCUUCUAUGAGCUCCUAGGUCUUUCUCACCUGAGAAAGUGGCCCAGGUCUGCUCAGCUGAGUUCAAGGAAGGCAGGACAGCUGUGACCUUUCUCCUGUGUGGGCCACCAGCUGAGCCUGUUUCUGCAUUGCUCUCCCAUGAUGUGGUGCUCAUCCUGGCACAGUGGACCUCACCUCUGUCCCCCAUAUCCCCAAGUCCUCUUGCCACCCAUGGUUCAUAUGUCACAGAAGGCAGCAGUGCACUGACUGGGACGCAUCUUGAAAACAUGGAAAGGAGAGCAGGAAGGACUCGGACCACACGUAGUGAUGCCUCACACCCUGAUCGUCGGGAAUUUUACACCUUUUUCAUACAACUUUGGUCUUGGUGGGAAGAAAACAAAAUUAAGAAAUGUUUUG
Cynocephalus volans (Philippine flying lemur) is the source of this 4186-nucleotide messenger RNA. It is a transcript of the gene EXOC4, whose product is annotated as exocyst complex component 4. Lineage: Eukaryota; Metazoa; Chordata; Mammalia; Dermoptera; Cynocephalidae. The transcript has 18 exons. The record is from RefSeq and is a predicted model, not a curated record. Gene Ontology annotation, biological process: exocytosis; Golgi to plasma membrane transport; chemical synaptic transmission. The coding region runs from base 14 to 2941 and encodes 975 amino acids. Gene Ontology annotation, cellular component: exocyst; growth cone membrane; synapse.